AGUCUCUUCCCAUUUGGAUCUCGCAGAGUCAAAAGCAAAAUUUCAUUUCUGGAAGCUAUAGCAAUCUUAUCGGAGUGAAAUUAAUGGAGUAAAGUUGAAAGGACAGAAGUUAUUAUUCUUGAAUAUUAAUAUUAUCGAAAUUGUGAAUUUAUUAUUGUGCGAAAGUAUAAAUAAAUUAACUUUGGUGAAGGAGAAAAUUAUUGGUGAUUUUUGUUACUUGGUAACGUGUGUUGCUGACACAGAGAUCCAUCCACGAGGUUCUUUUGAAGACUUUCAAACAAAGUUUUUCACCCAACAAGAACAUUUGGCCUUUCAUUGAGAUUUCACAAAGAAGCAACAAGAGGAUCAAAAAUUAGCCAGUUAGCUCAUCACUUGUGAGAUAGGCAGAGAAAAGUAAUAUCUGAUUGAAUUGGUGGUUUCAAGUACACCCCUGGGAAUAUGGUAGCAUCGCAUGAGGCAGUCAGCUGGGAUGUUGAUCAUCUCGCGAGCGACCCUUGAUCAGACAGUGUCUGUUGGGUGCAUAAUGGAAUGUCCAGCCAAUAAGUGUGUGGUAUUGUGAUUGAACCAAAGUGAUUCUGUUGGAUGCUCAAUGGGCAAGUGAGGCAAACUAGGGUAAGGAUGCAGUGUCUGUUGAUCCUUUUCACCAUCAUCCUAUGGAUGGGAGCAACGUUUGCCCGCUAUUCACCUGUACUCAUGGACAACAGCCUCCAUACAGAAGACAUUGAUGACAUCAUAAGUUGCCCUAGUUGUCAACACAAUCUCCACAGUGAUGAUCUCCUUCAACUCAGAAUAGAGUUUGUCAAGAAUCAAAUAUUGCAGAAGUUGCGUCUUAAAGAGAGACCAAAUGUAUCACGUAGUUCUUUGCCUAUGCCCAUCAUUGAGGGUAUCAUCAUCAACAAAGAUCAACUAGAAGACAGUGAAAAUUCUUUAAAUAGAAAGCAUAGAGAUGACUACUAUGGCAAAACUACACAGAAGAUAAUUUUUUUAGAUGAAGAUCAUCGACUGUGCAGCCGAGAUGCCCAAUGUUUCUCCUUCCAGAUUCCGAGUGACGUUCAUGCCGAUGAAGUAGAAUCGGCCAAUCUCUGGCUGUAUAAACUACCAGAUCCCAUGGAUUCCCAUAAUCAGACAUUUGUCAUCAGUGAAUUGGCUCACUGGGAUCCAGCUAGAAAAUUUCCCAAACGCAGCCCUCUGGCCAUCCAUGAGACACCUGUGGGAGAAGGCUGGGUUCGGGUUGGUCUUCAAUGGGCAACACGUCGUUGGGUUGAACAUCGUGAAUGGCGCCAUGUUCUCCAUGUUUCUUGCAAGACAUGCUCAGGUGCAUCAGUUGUAGCUGGUAGUGUGCCCCGGCAACCCUUUAUUGUGGUUGAUGUGAGCUCAAACGGGGGCGGAAAGCGGGUUAGACGAAAUAUUAACUGUAGCGCGGGAGUUACGGAUUGUUGCCGUGAGAGGCUGUAUGUGAACUUUGCUGAUAUCGAAUGGGAUGACUGGAUCAUCUACCCACCAGGCUAUCAUGCUUACUUUUGCCGCGGAUCCUGUACAUCCGUGGCCACAAUUGCCCAGGGAUCCCAACAUAAUUAUGUUCUCAGAAAAUACAUGAUGCGCAAUUAUCAACAAUCUCGAACUCUCCGGAUGACAACGUGCUGCACAGCCACAGAAUUUUCAGCCUUGCAGCUUUUCUAUCUGGACAGCAACAAUACGGCCACCCAAAAGGUUUUGCCUAAUAUGAUUGUGGAGGGAUGUGGAUGUAUGUAGAGUACCUUGUGCUCUCUUACCCCUAAAUCUAAUUUACUAUGUAUUUAAUGUCGCACAAAAAAUUACUUUUGUUUUGAAAAAUGUUUUCGAAACGAAAUGUGAGGGUAGGUCAGAUGACUACAGCUAGGUUUCACUUAUUCUCACAAAAAAUUCAAAAACAUACUUACAAAACAUAAGAUAUUGUGCGUUGCUCGCAAUAAUGUAAAAUAAAGAGAUUAUAUUUAUUGUUAGAAAAAAAAA
Phlebotomus papatasi is the source of this 1992-nucleotide messenger RNA. RefSeq names its product inhibin beta B chain (gene daw). Gene Ontology annotation, cellular component: extracellular region. NCBI's taxonomy places the organism in Eukaryota, Metazoa, Arthropoda, Insecta, Diptera, Psychodidae. The transcript is spliced from 4 exons. Gene Ontology annotation, biological process: SMAD protein signal transduction. Bases 583 to 1752 code for a protein of 389 amino acids. The record is from RefSeq and is a predicted model, not a curated record. Gene Ontology annotation, molecular function: growth factor activity; cytokine activity.